Polychytrium aggregatum is the source of this 1600-nucleotide messenger RNA. RefSeq lists its product as uncharacterized. Gene Ontology annotation, molecular function: RNA binding. Gene Ontology annotation, cellular component: mRNA cleavage and polyadenylation specificity factor complex. Bases 67 to 1560 code for a protein of 497 amino acids. The record is from RefSeq and is a predicted model, not a curated record. NCBI's taxonomy places the organism in Eukaryota, Fungi, Chytridiomycota, Chytridiomycetes, Polychytriales. The transcript is spliced from 14 exons.
CCCAACACCCAGCAACACCAACACCCAGCAACACCAGCACCCAGGCAGGCGGCGCGACGAUCGAGGAUGGACGACAUCGACAACGACGACGAGUUUCUCUACGGACCCGCCACGACAAGCGACCUGCAGUCCCUGAGAGAUCCAGGCCUCGCUGCCCUUGAAUCCGACUCCGACUUCCUGGCGGGUCUCUCCAGUGGGACAGGGGCUGGGCCGAUAUCGGACGCCCGAGCAGCCCACGAGCACGACGAUGACGAUGGCAGCGACGACGCCGAUGCCGAUGAGGAUGAGGAUGAUGUCGAGAUUCUGCUGGAGCCAACCGAUGGCGAUGCUGAAGGAGGCUCGCCUGGACGUCGAGGGUCUAUCGUCAGUGCAGCGGUUCCCGCCUUGGCAGCCAGCCAGGCUGCAUCCGGAUCAACUUCGGCAAUCAAAGUCGUAGGCGGAACCAAGGCUGCAGACACCGCAUCGAAGGCAGUUGCAGUAGUCACCAAGUCUGCGGUCGAUCUCGAUGCCGUUGGACAGAUCGAUGGCCAAGAUGUCUUUGAUGCCGAUCUCGAGUCAUUCGAGGAUAAGCCCUGGCGGAAGCCUGGCGCAGACAUUACCGAUUACUUCAACUUUGGGUUCAACGAGGCAACCUGGAAGGCGUACUGCGCCAAGCAAAAGCAGCUCCGCGAGGAUCGCAUUCACCCAAAACACAUCAACAGGCCGAUUGUGACCUAUGAGUCCGGCAUGGAAAUGAUGUCUUUUGACGGCGACCGCUUUGGUGGACCCCACAUCAUCGAUCCCAUGGGCAUGGGCCAGUUUACACGGCCACCCAUGAUGCCGCGACCGAUGCCGCGGGACGAUUUCCCGCCUUCCUUCCUUGGAAAGCGAGCACGAGAGCAAGACGAGUCCGUUAUUCAAAUUCUCUCCUCAGCUGAUGAUGAUUCCGGCCGCGCGUCCAAGGGGCCUGAUGCGAAUGAUGAGUUCCACCUGCGGCCAGAUGAGUCCGGUCCGCCCUUACAUAUGUUCCAAAACAGGGAGCCGUUCGCGCCUUUCCCACCCGGAUUCAACGAGAUGGGAGGCGGUCCAGGCGACCCGUUCCGCCGAGGGCCAAUGCCAGUCGGACCCAUGAGCGGGCCGCCGAUGCCUGUUCCUCCUCGUGGCAUGCGAGGACCCAUUCCACAGCCUCUGCAUCCUCAGGCCCCUGCUGUACUUCCGAGAGAUAGAAUGAUAUUCCCUGGAGAGGACCACGGCACUGGACAACCCCGAUUCCCCGACUCACGAGGCCAGUUCCAGCCACACCGAGAUGGCGGCUACCAUGGACCAUAUCCUGGCCGAGACGAGGCCGACCGGGUCAGCCAUGAUAGCUAUGGUUCGGCAGGCCGCUUUCACGAUCGAGACCGAGAUAGAGACCGUGAUCGAGAUCGAGAACGAGACCGGGAUCGCGAACGCGACAGGGACCGGGACCGAGACCGGGAUCGAGACCGCGAGCGACACUCGGAGACACGCGAGCCGCGCCGUGACAGCGGCAGCCGCUCACGAAAGGACGACGAGGAAGCAUACCCGAAGCGCCAGAAAUAAACUUGGUCCACAAUGUAGGGCAUCCGUCCAGCAAACAAAA